UCCUCACACAAAUUCUGUGCCAAAUUUCAAGAGCAAACCAAGAAAAGGCUGCAAAUUCAGCUUUUCAAUAUCUGCUUUUGAUCAAUCGAAAUGGCUUCACAAGUUUCUCAAAUGCCUUCUUCAUCACCCCUUUCUUCCAAUAAGGAUGAAAUCCGUCCCAAAGCCGAUUUUCAGCCUAGCAUUUGGGGAGAUUUCUUCCUCAAUUGUCCCGACAAGAAUAUUGAUGCUGGAACUGAAAAACGCCACCAACAAUUGAAAGAAGAAGUGAGGAAGAUGAUUGUGGCACCAAUGGCUAAUUCGACCCAAAAGUUAGCCUUCAUUGAUUCAGUCCAAAGACUGGGUGUGAGUUACCAUUUCACCAAGGAGAUCGAAGAUGAACUAGAGAAUAUCUACCAUAACAACAAUGAUGCCGAGAACGACCUCUACACUACAUCUCUUCGAUUCCGACUACUCCGAGAGCAUGGAUACAAUGUUUCAUGCGACGUAUUCAACAAGUUUAAAGACGAGCAAGGGAAUUUCAAGUCAUCCGUGACAAGCGAUGUUCGAGGAUUGUUGGAACUUUACCAAGCUUCCUAUUUGAGGGUUCAUGGGGAAGAUAUAUUGGAUGAAGCAAUUUCUUUCACCACCAACCAUUUAAGCCUUGCAGUAGCAUCUUUGGACCAUCCUUUGUCCGAAGAGGUUUCUCAUGCUUUGAAACAAUCAAUUCGAAGAGGCUUGCCAAGGGUUGAGGCAAGGCACUAUCUUUCAGUAUACCAAGAUAUUGAGUCCCAUAAUAAGGCUUUGUUGGAGUUUGCUAAGAUCGACUUCAACAUCUUACAAUUUUUGCAUAGGAAAGAGCUAAGCGAGAUUUGCAGGUGGUGGAAAGAUUUAGACUUUCAAAGAAAGUUGCCAUAUGCAAGAGAUAGAGUGGUUGAAGGCUAUUUUUGGAUCUCAGGAGUGUACUUUGAGCCCCAAUAUUCACUUGGUAGAAAGAUGUUGACAAAAGUGAUAGCAAUGGCAUCUAUUGUAGAUGAUACAUAUGACUCAUAUGCAACAUAUGAAGAGCUCAUUCCAUAUACAAAUGCAAUUGAGAGGUGGGAUAUCAAAUGCAUAGAUGAACUUCCUGAAUACAUGAAGCCGAGCUACAAGGCACUAUUAGAUGUUUAUGAAGAAAUGGAACAACUGGUGGCUGAGCAUGGGAGACAAUAUCGUGUUGAAUAUGCGAAAAAUGCGAUGAUACGACUUGCUCAAUCUUAUCUUGUGGAGGCCAGAUGGACUCUUCAAAACUACAAACCAUCAUUCGAGGAGUUUAAGGCUAAUGCAUUGCCAACUUGUGGUUAUGCCAUGCUUGCUAUUACAUCUUUCGUCGGCAUGGGAGAUAUCGUAACACCAGAGACCUUUAAAUGGGCAGCCAAUGACCCUAAGAUAAUUCAAGCUUCCACAAUUAUUUGUAGGUUUAUGGAUGAUGUUGCGGAACACAAGUUUAAGCAUAGGAGAGAAGACGAUUGCUCAGCAAUAGAGUGUUACAUGGAAGAAUAUGGCGUAUCAGCACAAGAGGCAUAUGAUGUAUUCAACAAGCAUGUUGAGAGUGCCUGGAAGGAUGUGAAUCAAGAGUUUCUGAAACCAACAGAAAUGCCAACAGAAGUUUUAAAUCGUAGCCUAAACCUUGCAAGGGUGAUGGAUGUACUUUACAGGGAAGGAGAUGGAUAUACAUAUGUUGGAAAAGCGGCUAAGGGUGGAAUCACUUCAUUGCUUAUUGAACCAAUUGCACUUUGAAAUUUAUAUUAAAUUUUCCUCUUCAAGCAUCUUCCUUAAGAAAUAGUUAUUAAGUUCUAAUUAAUAAUGUUGUAUAAUAUUCAUAUAUAUUAUCAAAGAAAGUCCGAAUCGAUUGUCUUUGUACUCAUUACCUUCUAUUAAUUCAAUAAAGUUCUUUUCAAGCUUUCCAUUAUGAAAA
This is a messenger RNA of Gossypium raimondii (Peruvian cotton), 1933 nucleotides long. Its product is annotated as (+)-delta-cadinene synthase isozyme C2. The record is from RefSeq and is a predicted model, not a curated record. Gene Ontology annotation, biological process: diterpenoid biosynthetic process. Bases 91 to 1755 code for a protein of 554 amino acids. Gene Ontology annotation, molecular function: magnesium ion binding; terpene synthase activity. Lineage: Eukaryota; Viridiplantae; Streptophyta; Magnoliopsida; Malvales; Malvaceae. The transcript has 7 exons.